GAUUCUAUUUCUAUUUCCAGCCUUGUGGGUUCGCCAAGCGGGGCUGGAUACGAUCUCCCCGCGUUGCGGAUCUUCCGAUUGUUUGGCGGUUGGGAGAAACAUAUUUGGGAAUUUGGAAACAAAUAUUAACCCUGCCGUCCCUGCCAUUGACCCAAAUAUUGGUGCACCUUGACCAGGUUGAUCCCAACGUUUCUCAUCGAUGCAUCUAGGCAUCGUCGCUAAGGCUGCUCCGUGGCCUUCCAAUCCUUCCUACCAUCCAGUUCCAGAAUCAUCCCGAUUUCUCCCCGCGCUGCUUCCAAACAUUUUCGCUUUAAACAUUUGAUACACGGCCAUACCGAUUAUUUCUCCUCUGCUCAUGCAUCUAAACAUCUGUUGAACUUAUAAAUCCAAUCUAUCCUGAUAUUUUGAUCUUCUGAUUGUAUAGAGCAAUUCAACUAUCCUACAAACACCAUGGCACCAAAAUGUGUUGUCUUUGAUAAUGGGUACGCGAGAUACUACCCCUUGAAAUCUUUCAAGAAAGAUGUUAACAACUCUUCAGAUCAGGAACAAUAAAGGCUGGUUUUUGCGGGAACCAAACACCCAAAGUGAUAUCUCGUAAGCUUACUAUUCACAUCCUUCGAGAAGAGUUUUCAAAAUCACUUUGCCAAAACAACUCGAGAACACUUUAGGCUAAUCACCACUAUAGCUUCAAUCAUUGGCCACUCCAAAGAUCAAAAGUACGAAACCAUCCUACCCAUGUUGAUAAUCAUACUAAUCGUCAACUAGAAAAGAAACAUACAUUGGCUCCGAAGCCCAAUCUCGUCGAGGACUACUAUCCAUUCAAUAUCCCAUCGAGCAAGGUAACAUCACCAACUACGAUGACCUCGAGAAACUCUGGCAACACAUCUUCGUCAAUGAACUCCAAGUCGAUUCGAAAGAGCAACGAAUCUUUGCUUCAACUGCCUCCUUUACCCAAAAAUCACAGCAUGAACGUAUUACCGAGAGACUCUUUGAAAAGUUCAAAACACCAGCCUACUUUACUGCAUGGUCAGCUGUGAUGGCUCUUGCCGCUCAAAACAGAGACACGGGUGUCGUUUGGGACUCUGGCUUUGGGACUUCUCACGUCGUCCCAGUCCAUGAUGGAACCCCAUUGCACAACAUCGCUGGUCGAUUUGACGUUGCCGGUGACGAUAUAUCCGACUACAUGAAGCAAAUCCUCAAUCAGCGUGAAGGAUCAGCAUUUUCCAAGCUCAGUCAAGUUGAUCAAAAGGAAGCCGCCAAUGCGAUAAAGGAAAAGAUUGGCUAUGUUGCUCAGGAUUACGAGUACGAUAUUCAGAUUGCGGCUCGUCCGGAAAAGUCUUUGGAUAAGAACUAUGAACUACCUGAUGGGAAAAAUAUCACAGUGGGACGAGAGAGAUUCAUGGCACCGGAAGCGAACUUUCAAGUUACUCUGGUUGGGCUUUCUCAGCCAGCGUUGAGUGCUGAGAUUUUCAAUUCGGUCAUGAAAGCCAAAGCGUCUUUACGACCAAAGCUAUUUGGAAACAUUGUUUUCGUAGGUAACCACACAAUCCCAAAAAGAAGAUGCUAACAUAAAUUAGGCCGGUGGUAACACUUUAUUCCCUGGAUUCAAACGACGACUACAAAAGGAACUUACGGGUAACUCGUCCCUGGCCGGGAUCCAGGUGAAGAUUGAAGCCCCAGAUAACCGACUCUACUCAGUUUGGGCUGGUGGAUCAAUGCUUGCAUCUUUGCGAACCUUUGAAAACCAUUGGAUCUCCAAGGAAGAGUAUGCAGAGGUUGGCGCGUCGAUUGUUCAUCGAAAGUGUUUGUAAUGCUGUAUUGUAUUGUAUGUUGGAAAAGCAUGGGACGUUUAGUUUUAAAUUUAAUGGUCGGAUAGACACAGAGUAUCUACACCCAAUCGGUAUUUACAAUAGCAUUG
Molecule: messenger RNA, 1918 nt
Organism: Hymenoscyphus albidus
Lineage: Eukaryota; Fungi; Ascomycota; Leotiomycetes; Helotiales; Helotiaceae
Source: the annotation of a GenBank genome assembly